This is a messenger RNA of Onychostoma macrolepis, 1715 nucleotides long. RefSeq names its product GDP-D-glucose phosphorylase 1 (gene gdpgp1). The transcript has a single exon. NCBI's taxonomy places the organism in Eukaryota, Metazoa, Chordata, Actinopteri, Cypriniformes, Cyprinidae. Gene Ontology annotation, molecular function: GDP-D-glucose phosphorylase activity. Gene Ontology annotation, biological process: glucose metabolic process. The record is from RefSeq and is a predicted model, not a curated record. The coding region runs from base 309 to 1370 and encodes 353 amino acids. Gene Ontology annotation, cellular component: cytoplasm.
AUCAGUUUAAUGCGUGCUUGUUUAAAAGUAUUUAAAAAAAACUGACCCAAAACCUUUGAACGGUAGAGUAUAUUAAAAAUGUAAAUGUAUAAAGCGAAACAGACACGAAACUACAAAUCUCGUUGACACAAACGGCAUGAGCCCUCUCACUUUCCAUACAAUCCACCGCGGUGUCACAUGACUCCCCCGUGACCAAUCAGACACGUUCAAUGCGUGCCAGCACAUACAUACAUACGUGCCGCUAUAGUAUUCUAGUACACGUUAGCGUUAUUUGAAUGGGAAAAUAGUGUAUAUAAUGUAACAAAACAAUGGUUGAUUGUACCGUUUUCACCUACACUAACGAGGACUUUAUAAGCGAUGUUUGUUGUGGACAGCAGACCAGGUCGAGGUUUGACAUCGCUCUGCGGUCCGGAUGGACAGAGAAGAGAAACGCCGGUCUGUUCCGGUAUCAUCUGGACGAUCUGGAGACGCGGAUCCUCCCCGGUCCGUGUGCCUACAUCGCUCAGCUGAACAUCAUGAGGGGCACCGAGAGACGAAAACCUCAGGAGAUCCUGAGCGUCCGGCAGAACUUUGACCCGAAGCAGUUCAAUUUCAACAAGAUCAACCCAAAAGAGCUGCUGUUUGAGCUACAGAAAGAGUGCGAAAGCUCGUGUGAAGCUAGAUGCCAUCAAAAGGGGUCAAAAAGGAAGUGCAAAGUCAUUAUAAACGUAAGUCCGUUGGAAUUCGGUCACUGUCUGCUCGUGCCAGAACCGGACAGGUGUCACCCACAGAUACUGACAUCUCUGGCGGUCCAGAUGGGGAUAGAAUCGGUUCUGCUGAGCGCUGAUCCAGGAUUCAGAGUCGGUUUUAACAGCCUGGGUGGUUUUGCUUCAGUCAACCAUCUCCAUCUUCACGGCUACUACCUAAACCACCAACUGAGGAUUGAAACCUCCCCAGCAGAACCGAUCCUGCCUAAAAAAAAUGUGUAUCGCCUUCUGGAUUUCCCAGGAGGCUUUCUGUUCUACACCCAGGGUUCAAACCUGGAUCUGACAGUCAAUGCAGUUUGUAGUCUCACUGAUAUUCUGGUUGAUAGGAACAUCGCACACAACCUUUUCAUCACCCGAGGUUGCCCUCCACGGAGGGAGCUUGACCCGUCUGUGUCCCGGAAUGGGGUGAGGGUUAUCAUAUGGCCCCGGCUGUCCUGUUUUGGGGCCAAAGAAGAGUCAGCCUUCAACGUUGCCCUGUGUGAGCUCGCCGGACAUCUUCCUUUCAAAAACAGAGAAGACUAUGAGACAGUCACUGAGGACGGAGUCAAAGACAUCGUCCGGAAAUAUCUGCUGCCCCAAGAAAAGUUCAGUGAAUUGCAAAAGCAUGUCAUGAAAUGUUUAUAAAUUACACUUCUGAGCACAGAUCAAAAUAUCUCGUCUCAAAAUAAGGGUUUCAGAAUACCUAAUAAAUGUUGAUGUAUUAGAAAUGAAGUGCUGCUUAGAUCAACCAUUCAUACAGUAUUAUGUGUGGAAACGAAAUAUAUAUACAUACAUAUAUGUGUGUGUAUAUGCAUAUUAUAGUAUUAUAUAGUUGGUGUAAAAAUAAUUUCCUAAUUGUUUUUAUUUCAUAUAUGUAUAAUGUAUGUUUUUAUUUCAUAUGUAUGUGGAGCAGAAUAUCUUAUAUGUAUAUGCCAUGUGGUGUAAAAAUACCAUUAAUGUAAAAUAACAAUAACAAAAAAUACAAUUGAA